Messenger RNA from Neurospora tetrasperma FGSC 2508, 213 nucleotides. RefSeq lists its product as uncharacterized. The record is from RefSeq and is a predicted model, not a curated record. The coding region runs from base 1 to 213 and encodes 70 amino acids. NCBI's taxonomy places the organism in Eukaryota, Fungi, Ascomycota, Sordariomycetes, Sordariales, Sordariaceae. The transcript has a single exon.
AUGUUGUGUCGAGCAUUCGAUUUUGUUGCUGCGCAUUUCCGAGCAUGGACUGGUUUCCAAGGGACGUAUUUUCACAUUGCUGGGAUAGAAGGAAAAGGUUCACAUGAAGACGGAACUGUUUGGUACCAAAAGGAUUUGCUUCAGUCAUGGCUUGGGUCAGGUUCCGGUACCACGGGUUUGGGCAUGGCGUUCAAGAAGGCCACAGGAGGCUAG